This is a messenger RNA of Monosiga brevicollis MX1, 1158 nucleotides long. RefSeq lists its product as uncharacterized. The transcript is spliced from 2 exons. The coding region runs from base 1 to 1020 and encodes 339 amino acids. Gene Ontology annotation, biological process: protein autoprocessing; intein-mediated protein splicing. NCBI's taxonomy places the organism in Eukaryota, Choanoflagellata, Craspedida, Salpingoecidae. The record is from RefSeq and is a predicted model, not a curated record.
AUGACUGGUCGCGCUGCCGUCGUUCUGAUGCUGCUGCUGGUGGCCUUCGGGCCCUGCAACGUUGCGGCUUUGCCUGGCUCCAGCACCACCCCUGACAUCGUCUCGACCAUCACCACGACGGCUAUGGCGUCGUGUGGGUGCACCAACGCCUCCCUCUUCACGGAGAACUCGCCUGUGGCCGCCUGCCGCAAGGCUAUUCUGAUUGAAACCAUCGAUCGCCUCAUCAACGAAACGUUUGGUGACCGCCUUGCUCAGCUCGAGGCGGCCGUCCAGCCUACCACGACAACGCCUACAUGUUUUGCGGCUGACACCCGCUUCAUGCUAGCCAACGGCAGCAGUGCACCCCUGACGGCCAUGACCACCGGUGACAUUCUCAAGUGCGUCAACAACACGGAUGGCACCGUCAUCGACUGCCCCAUUACAACCAUGGGCCACGUCGAGCACACGCUCGAGACGACUUUUAUGCGACUCCACUACGUUGACAGCCAAAACCAGCCUCAAGUGCUGGUCGUCACGCCCGAUCACUUUUUGUUUGCCCCUACAAAGAACAUGACCGAGUGCGGCAACUUGCCCAACGGCGACUACAUCGCCGCCUACAACUUUGGCGUAGGAUCCCCGCUCGUGGUGUACGAGAAUGACUGCCUCCGCACCACCCUCGUCACGGCAGUGGACCACGUUGUGCAAAAUGGUUUUUACUCACCCGCCACCACCACCACCACCGUGGUUGCCGAGGGCGUGGUCGCUUCCAUCUAUUCCGAGAGCGAGCUUUCACCGGACUUUUAUGACAUCCUCAUGUCGCCCCUGAUUCGUGAAGUGGAGAGCAACUUGCCCAUCAAGGACUACGAGAAUGGCCUCCAUCCCUACAUUCUGAAGGUGUUUGAGAUCAUCACCACUGAGCUUACCCCCGAGGAGGCUGCUUAUGCCUAUGACGCUGUCGAUCAGGAGUUCCGCGCCAAGAACGGUGUCAUGACCAAAGAGGAGAUCACCCAGGUCUUCUUGGACGCCAAGGGCAGCCUUUAAAGAAACGCUUCCCAGCGUUGUCUUCUUGCGGCUGCAGUGUCCUGUGUGCAACGCAAGCUUGUCGCUUGUCUGUUGCCACCUUGCCUCUCUCAUCGCGACGCGCCAUCUCAAGCCCGUCCCAAUUGAAUGCAAGAGAGA